Molecule: messenger RNA, 2146 nt
Organism: Pungitius pungitius (ninespine stickleback)
Lineage: Eukaryota; Metazoa; Chordata; Actinopteri; Perciformes; Gasterosteidae
Gene: srp54
Product: signal recognition particle 54
Exons: 17
Coding region: 229-1743 (504 amino acids)
Biological process (GO): SRP-dependent cotranslational protein targeting to membrane; SRP-dependent cotranslational protein targeting to membrane, translocation
Cellular component (GO): signal recognition particle, endoplasmic reticulum targeting; cytosol
Molecular function (GO): GTPase activity; ATP hydrolysis activity; 7S RNA binding
Source: RefSeq, a predicted model, not a curated record
UCUAGAGCUGAACAACACAUCGUUUCCGGGUCAGUUUGGAUUGGAUGACGUACAUCUGUGAAGUUCCGGUGUUUUCUAGCUGCUGUUUCAACAAACGUAACGUUAACAACAAUCGGACGUGUGUUGCUGCUUGCUCUUAGCGUCACCUGUCAGCCGACCUGCGCUCAGUAGGGGAUCCUCCUCCUACACACACACACACACACACACGGUUGAGUUCACGCCGCCACCAUGGUGUUGGCCGACCUCGGGAGGAAGAUCACCUCGGCGCUGAGGUCUCUCAGCAACGCCACCAUUAUCAAUGAAGAGGUGCUGAAUGCUAUGUUAAAGGAGGUGUGUGCUGCCCUCCUGGAGGCCGACGUCAACAUCAAACUGGUCAAACAGCUGAGGGAGAAUGUCAAGGCUGCCAUAGACCUGGAGGAGAUGGCUUCAGGUCUGAACAAGAGGAGGAUGAUUCAACACGCCGUCUUCAAGGAGCUCGUCAAGUUGGUGGACCCCGGUGUGAAGGCCUGGACUCCCACAAAAGGAAAGAACAACGUCAUCAUGUUUGUUGGUCUGCAGGGCAGUGGGAAAACUACAACCUGCUCCAAGCUGGCCUAUUAUUACCAAAGGAAGGGAUGGAAGACCUGCCUAAUCUGUGCCGACACCUUCAGAGCCGGGGCUUUCGAUCAACUAAAGCAAAACGCCACCAAAGCUCGGAUCCCCUUCUACGGCAGCUACACAGAGAUGGACCCGGUAAUCAUUGCUGCUGAGGGAGUGGAGAAGUUCAAAGGGGAGAACUUUGAGAUCAUCAUUGUGGACACGAGUGGACGCCACAAACAGGAAGACUCUCUGUUUGAGGAGAUGCUGCAGGUCUCCAACGCGGUGCAACCUGAUAACAUUGUGUACGUGAUGGACGCGUCCAUCGGGCAGGCCUGUGAGUCUCAGGCGAAGGCCUUCAAAGACAAAGUGGACGUGGCCUCUGUGAUCGUCACCAAACUGGACGGGCACGCCAAAGGGGGUGGAGCUCUGAGCGCCGUGGCAGCCACCCGGAGUCCCAUCAUCUUCAUUGGGACAGGAGAACACAUUGAUGACUUUGAGCCCUUCAAGACUCAGCCCUUCAUCAGCAAACUGCUCGGAAUGGGAGACAUUGAAGGUUUGAUCGACAGAGUGAACGAGCUCAAACUGGACGAUAACGAGGAGCUGAUCGACAAGCUGAAACAUGGUCAGUUCACCCUCAGGGACAUGUACGAGCAGUUCCAGAACAUCAUGAAGAUGGGGCCUUUCGGGCAGAUCAUGGGGAUGAUUCCUGGUUUCGGGACAGACUUCAUGAGCAAAGGAAACGAGCAGGAAUCAAUGGCCCGACUGAAGAAACUGAUGACCAUCAUGGACAGUAUGAACGACCAAGAGCUGGACAGCAAGGACGGGGCGAAACUCUUCAGUAAGCAGCCAAACCGCAUCCAGAGGGUCGGCCGGGGGGCCGGCGUUGCUACCAGAGAUGUCCAGGAGCUGCUGACCCAGUACACCAAGUUCGCCCAGAUGGUGAAGAAGAUGGGGGGCAUCAAAGGACUCUUCAAAGGAGGAGACAUGUCUAAGAACGUGAACCCGUCUCAGAUGGCUAAACUGAACCAGCAGAUGGCCAAAAUGAUGGACCCCAGAGUCCUGCACCACAUGGGGGGGAUGGCUGGUCUGCAGUCAAUGAUGCGUCAGUUCCAGCAGGGCGCCGCUGGCAACAUGAAAGGCAUGAUGGGAUUUAACAACAUGUGACUGCCGAAAAAAUCAGCUGCCUUAACUCAUACCCAUGUCCACUUAAAGCUCCGCCUCCCAACAGGUACAGGUGAAUGGGGCCGGGCUUAGGGCGAGUGAGAACAGGACCUGUGAAAAGAGACUAAAUAAAAGCAGGAUGUUUGAAGUCUUUUUCAGUUAUCUGCUGCUUUUAGAAAAAUACCAGAAAAACUACAAAUUUUAAAGGAGUAGUUCCUCAUUUUAAACUUGAGACUGCUCCUUUAAAUGAGGAGGAGCUGGUUGUGUUUCAGCCUCAUUAACUUAAUUCUGUAAAAGAUGUUUGUGCAUAAGAUUUAAACCGAGCAGAGGUCCGUUUCUAUUGGACGAGUAUUGCGAUGAUAUUUUUUUUUUUUGCAUAAUAAACAUUUGUAUUUCACCAUUUUAA